AUGAGGCUAGCAGCGACUCUACGAGUGUAUUACGGGAUUUCACACAACAGCUUAUGGCAGGGGUGGUGUGAAAUGAAUAGGGGGCAGGACCGUUCCACAACUGAGAUGGGAUGCUCCAUUGAUCAAUUCACUAGACUGAAGCCUUUAGUUUUCAUAGGAAGUGCAGAUCCAAUUCGAGUUGAGAAUUUGAUCCAAAAGAUCGAGAAGAACCUAGAUGUUCUGAACUGCACAGAAAAGCAGAAGGUAACCUUUGCCACGUUUAAGUUGUCAAGGGAGGUAGAAAGAUGGUGGGUGUCAGUAAAGAAGAUGGAAGAGCACCAACCGAUACCAGUAGCGAUGAUGUGGGCCCGUUUUAGAAAAUUAUUCUUUGAACUGUACUUUCUUGCCACGGUCAGAAACGCGAAGAUGGAGGAAUUCAUGAGCCUGAAGCAGGAGUUGUUGAUAGUGCAGCAGUACAUUGCUAGAUUCCAGGAGCUAUCCCGAUUUACUCCAUUCAUGAUAUCGGAUAAGGCGAUGAAGGCCUCGAAGUUUUGGAGGGGUCUGAGGAAGGAGAUAUGGAUACAGACAGCGAUCUUGCAGUUAUGGGACUUUGCUACACUGGUAGAUAAAACACUAUAG
Messenger RNA from Malania oleifera, 618 nucleotides. RefSeq lists its product as uncharacterized. Bases 1 to 618 code for a protein of 205 amino acids. The transcript has a single exon. The record is from RefSeq and is a predicted model, not a curated record. NCBI's taxonomy places the organism in Eukaryota, Viridiplantae, Streptophyta, Magnoliopsida, Santalales, Ximeniaceae.